CGCACGCACACGCACUGAGUCACUUCUGCCUCGCGGACUCUCCAAGUGCGAAGUUACUCUCAUUUAUUGAAUUACACCCGAUUUUCACACUUGUUUUUCCUCCAGCAUAAAACAAACAUACGAAUUUUCAGAUUUUUUCCGAAACAACGUACUCUACGUGAGGAAGACAUCAAGUGUUUUGUUUUGUCGGAUAAGGCUUCAUCUAUGAGUAACAAUGAAGCAGAAUCAAAACACCAUAAGAGUCUUCAUGAUCAUCUGUCUAGUGUUCAUUUUGGGUCAAGCAGAGAAUGACAAAGACUUUAAGAUGUGUGGAAUAUGGCGCCAUGGCAGUGCAUCCCGAAAUCUGAUGUAUGAUUUAAGACCAGGCUGUGACGACAUCAGGAUUUUAGGAAAUGAGGCUAACUUCUCUAUUCAGGGCAGUAUCACAGCGAAGUGCAAGCAAUCGGCAAUAAUUCCUCUAAAUUCAACCUCCAUUCCAAAUCAAAGUCGUUUCUGUGUGUACUGGGAGCCACUGUUGGACCUGCUGAUAGUGGAAGUGAAUGGAGAAAAUCGGACACUGUGUGGCCCAAAUGGCCUACAGGGCAUCUGCUGCACUAACCUCUCACCAGAGUACCAGAAUGAAAGCAAGCUGUAUGGUAUUGUGAAUGGCAGCAUUAAAGGGGAUCUUAUCAGCAGCCAUGUCAUGGAAACAUAUACAUUCCGGGGGGAAUCAAUAAACUGCAAGGAGAAGUUCUGUGAUGAGGCAAGCAAAACUCCCGGAGGACCAAACAUGAUUGAGGAAGCAGUAAUGAAAUCUAGCAAAAUUGGGCGUGUGGAUCUACCUUGUGUUCAGGGAAUUAUCAUUGAGAUGGAAGAGGGCUUCACAGGAGACACGAUCAUGCUACCAGCUCCACACAGUAGACAGUCCAGCCAAAUACCCUCAAUCUAUCUCCCCCCCUGCGUGAAAUCAGUAGUAAGAAAGAAAUCCAAAGUGGUCUGUACCUACUUCAGGGAGAAGACAGCAAAGACAUUAUUUAAGCAAAAAAAAUCAUCAAAAUCACCUGAGUCAACUCUUCUGGAUGACAUAAUUGGAAUUUCGGUGGAGAAUGAGAUCAUCUCUGACCUCCCAGAACCUAUCAAAAUCACGUUCCGUCAUUCAGCCCUUCCAUCUAAUUUUUCUAAAAGUUGUGUUUCAUGGGACACAAGAAAAGACAAAGAAGUGACGUGGAGGUCAGAUGGUUGUAAGACUGUUAACAUCACUGCAGAAGAGACAGAAUGCCAUUGUAAUCACCUUACGUACUUUGCUAUUCUUGUGCAAGUGAACCAAAGAGCUACUGUGUGCUAUCUUGAGGCUCUGACGUACAUUACAGCUGUGGGAUGUGCUGUGUCUUUAGUAAGCUGCUUGGUUCUCUUCUACUGGCUCUGUAAAAAGAGAAAAGGGACGAAAAAUCAGUCCUCAUUGGUGCACCGUGGUCUGGUGGUGGCUAUAUUUCUUUUGUGCUUGUUCUUCAUUCUUACUGGUACAAUGGGAAAUGUUGGAAAUGAGACAGUUUGUCAGAUAACGGGAGCCCUUUUGCAUUACGCGCUGCUAAGCGCCCUCUGCUGGAUGGGUGUCGAAGUAUUUCACGCGUUCUUUUUAAUCCAUCAAGUGUUCCAGAUACCGCCUCCGACAUGGCUGUUUUACCUGGGGGGUUUUGGUCUUCCAGCUCUGCUAGUUGUUAUACUGUACUUUAUAGGGGAUAUUUAUGGUCGAAGAAUGAUUCUUGAUGAUGUCAACAAUCCAUACUACAUGUGCUGGAUGCUGGACAGUGAAAAGAGCAAAAUGGCUCAUUACAUUGUAAAUAUAGGCUUACUGGCAGUUGUGAUGAGCUCUGGUGUGUUCAUGCUUGUCUACGUUGUGAGAAAGAUAAGGAAGAUGCAAUUGCUGAAGAAUCGUUACGGAGUAUUUCUAAGUAUCUGGGGCCUCAGCUGUCUGUUUGGCACCACAUGGGGCCUGAGUCUCCUCGAUUUUGGCCCCUUUUCAGAGGCCAUCCUCUUCCUUUUUUGCAUUAUCAAUUCCUUACAAGGAUUUUUCCUCAUGCUGCGAUACUUCAUUAUGAAACGCAUAGAAAAGACACAUGAGUCCAGUGGGAGCAGUAGUGGAUCAUCAAAACAACUGAUGCUACAGACUCAUGAAAAGAAUUAACGGACUGAAGAUGUUCAAAGUGUUUUUUCUAAAAUGCUCUAUCGGAAAUGUAUUGCAUUGUAUUAAAUGAGGGGUCAGGAUUCAUCAGGGCAUUUGUAAAGAUUCUUUCUCAUCCUGCAGGUCAGGCUCUUAAGUAAAUGUUGCUUAGAUGACAUUGCACUGAUACCGAGCAUCAAUGCUUUACCUGUCAUAAGCUGUAUUUCUGUAAUUGACUAUUCUUGUGAGUAUAUAUUUUUUUCAAGCAAGCCUUGCACUUUAGCUUUUUAACUACUGUAGAAAAUUGCAUUUUUUAUUGUGAAAUGUUACGGCGAUUUUUAGUGAGUCACUGUUAGUAAUGACUAUAAUGUCGAAUCUAUGAUCAGAUAAAGAUUAUCUGAUGAGUAGAAGUGGUGCAUAAGCUGUUAAAAGAGUACAUUCCUCAAAAUGAUUUUCAGAGUAAAUGAGGUUGACAACUGUAAAAUUUAUUUUAUUUCAGUUUUACUUUGCACUUUUGUUUAUUGUAAAGAGUUAAAUUUUGAUAUUGAAUAUUGAGAUAUUGAAACUUUUGAAACAAAACUCUUUAAAUUGGGCGCAUUUUAUUGCAGAUGUGUAGUCCAUUAAAAAACAUGAUAAGGACCCUAUCUGAUUUCUUUUUGUUUUGUAUAAGUUCAAAUUAAAGUAAUAAACUUGGGUAGUUUAAAACAGACAACAAAUUACGUUCAAGCAUAUUGAAUAGAAAAAGCAGUACAACAUAGGAUUAAAUAGGCAGAAUAAACAAACGACAAUAAACAUGACUUUUCAGGAUUGCAGCCACAAGCUAACAAGACUUAACAAUGAGCACAACUCUUGACUGGAAUUUUAAACUGUGAAGCAAAUAGAUUCAGCCGCUUAGGUGAUGGUGACCCCUGGUGGAAUGAAUCUUAAGCUCCAUUUCAGCUUCUCCUUGGACUGAGGAAAACAAUUAUUUACAGACACUUACACAUUUGAGAAACUUUUUACUCUUUACAUCUACUCUUUUUUAUUUUUGUACUUUUUAUUUUUUGUAUUUUUGUACAGAAACAUAUUUUUAAUGUCGUGUGAACACAAAUAAACAUUUCCGAUGUUAAA
Molecule: messenger RNA, 3250 nt
Organism: Triplophysa dalaica
Lineage: Eukaryota; Metazoa; Chordata; Actinopteri; Cypriniformes; Nemacheilidae
Product: adhesion G-protein coupled receptor G1-like
Exons: 14
Coding region: 215-2164 (649 amino acids)
Biological process (GO): cell surface receptor signaling pathway; adenylate cyclase-activating G protein-coupled receptor signaling pathway
Cellular component (GO): membrane
Molecular function (GO): G protein-coupled receptor activity
Source: RefSeq, a predicted model, not a curated record